AUGAGUAUUGAUGCGAAUCUGUUGGCCAUUGUGGUCCUGUCCCGGGGAAAGUGUGGGCUCUCAAAAUGUAUCACCCGCUACAUGGUGGCCAUGGCAGUGGCCGAUCUCCUGUUCGCCAUCAACGAAGUGGUUUUGAACCACAUACAUUCUCUUUAUUUCAAUCACACAUUUCUGGACAUCACUCCCGUGUGUUCACUCAGAAUGGUGCUGAUGUCGGCGGUGACACACAUGUCAGUCUGGUUCACAGUGGCUUUCACCUUUGAUCGCCUGGUCGCCAUCUGUUGGGUGAAACUGAAAACAACUAUUGGUAUUGCAGCGAAUCUGUUGGCCAUUGUGGUCCUGUCCCGGGGAAAGUGUGGGCUCUCAAAAUGUAUUACCCUCUACAUGGUGGCCAUGGCAGUGGCCGAUCUCCUGUUCGCCAUCAACGAAGUGGUUUUGAACAAGAUACAUUCUCUUUAUUUCAAUCACACAUUUCUGGACAUCACUCCCGUGUGUUCACUCAGAUUGGUGCUGAUGUCGGCGGUGACACACAUGUCAGUCUGGUUCACAGUGGCUUUCACCUUUGAUCGCCUGGUCGCCAUCUGUUGGGUGAAACUGAAAACAAUCAGUCACAUUUUAGCGGCCAACAGAAUCCGCAGAAACCUCCUGCACCAGAAAAGUAAUAGUGGCAAUGAUGCAGAGAUGGAGAACCGAAGAAAAUCCAUCAUCUUACUGUUCGCCAUAUCAGGCAGCUUCAUCCUGUUGUGGCUAAU
Messenger RNA from Callorhinchus milii (elephant shark), 752 nucleotides. RefSeq names its product probable G-protein coupled receptor 139. NCBI's taxonomy places the organism in Eukaryota, Metazoa, Chordata, Chondrichthyes, Chimaeriformes, Callorhinchidae. Gene Ontology annotation, molecular function: G protein-coupled receptor activity. The annotation marks the transcript as partial. Gene Ontology annotation, biological process: G protein-coupled receptor signaling pathway. The transcript is spliced from 5 exons. Gene Ontology annotation, cellular component: membrane. The record is from RefSeq and is a predicted model, not a curated record.